Messenger RNA from Leptopilina boulardi, 2281 nucleotides. RefSeq lists its product as uncharacterized. Lineage: Eukaryota; Metazoa; Arthropoda; Insecta; Hymenoptera; Figitidae. The coding region runs from base 1056 to 2276 and encodes 406 amino acids. The transcript is spliced from 2 exons. The record is from RefSeq and is a predicted model, not a curated record.
GCUUUUUUACACGUUAGUUUGCAACAAUUGUUUUUUUUUUUUUUUGCAUUUAAAAAAGCUUUUAAAACAGUAUAGUGUAUUUUUAUUAUUAACAGAACAUUGCUAAUAUUGAAGAAGGUCGAUUUUAUAGUAGAGGCAUAUUUUUGGAUCAUGUUUAAAAGUAUAAAACUUGAAAAAAUGUACCGAAGGCAUAAGAAUAUCUGCUUUAUCACGUGUUUCACAACCGGCUAAUGGAUUCACAUUAUUUAUACAAAGGAAUGAGAACAAGCUGAUAGGUCCAUGUGUGAAAAAUUAAGAAGAAUUAUGCCAGAACAGAAAAGUAGGUGACAUAAUGUUGAUGUCGCAAUCAGGAGGUGAAGGUUCAAGAAACUAGGUUGAAAAGUUGUGUUAAAUAAAAACGCCCUCAUGAGAUUAAUGGUACGUGAAAGAAUUUCAAAGAAGCGAAUUAAAUUUAUUAUAUUUUGGACGAUAAGCCACGUGGCAAUAUUAGAAGAAAAAAAAAUUAUCAAAAUCAUAAAGAAUCUUUUGUUCUUCUAAUCUCGUUUUUUUUUUUUUUUGUAAAUAUUAAAUUUCAGUUUUUUGCCUGAUAAAUUUCAAGAUUUCAAAAUUUUUAUUUUAUUUAUUAAAAAAAUCAAUUUUCUAAAUAAAUAAUAAUUGUGAUUGUUAAACAAAAAAUAAUAUUAGUUAUAGUAUGACAUAUUUUACGUCUUAAAAUAACUCUUUGAGAUAAAUUGUCGCAAUGAAUUAUCUUUUAUUUGAUCUUUUUACUGUCAUUUAAUUCCUACUUGGAUUUUGAUUGACACGUGUUGAGAAACAAUUUAGUCAAACAAAAUCCCACUUAAGAAGUCAAUAACCUAAUGAUGCAUUUAAAAUAAUGAAAAAGUUGAAUAUCGUUUUUUUUUAUAUUUCACUUCAAGUCAAAAAAGAAAAUUAAAAUUUUAAAUUAAACAAGUUUUCAUUAAUAUCUAAUCUUAUCUUUAAUUCUUCAAAAAUUAGAUAAAUAGUUAUGAAAAUUUAAAUUUAAAAAGUAGUAAAUUGAAGAUAAAAAAAAAAAAAUGUCUCUAAUAAAACCAACACCUGUCUUUGGUGAAAAACAACCUCCACCACCGGAAUUUAAGGAACAAUUUCUUUUUCUUCUUGAAUUUUAUAUUUAUGAAAUACGAGGUGAACGUUUGGCAAAAUUAAAUCAAAUGUUCUUUGUGCCGACUUGUGUGAAUUUUCAUUUUUUGGAUUUUCAAGAUGAUGAUUUAGAAAUAACACCAGUUAAUCUUAUGUUUGAACCACAAGCAGGAAUUUCUGAUGAUGUUGAAUAUUUUAAUGCUGGACGUUCGGUUAUGUUUUCAGUAUCACAACACGUGGUGGCAAAGAAAUUAUCUGAGUUGAAAAUAAAAUUAUUUGUUAGAAAAAAAAUGCCAGAGAAUAUAAAACCUGAUAUUAUCAUUGGAGAAGGUGAAAUUGAUAUGACAAAACAAUUUGCAGCGUUGCGAAAAGAAAUGUUUCAAUGUUGGCACAUUGGUAUACCACCGCCGCAAAUUUUUGAAAAUGAAAUUCCCCUAUUUUUAAAUAAAGAAACAAUUGGAAUGAUGAAAGUUUUUAUUAGACUCUCAUCUUAUGGUCAAAGUAUUACAACUGAAUUUGAAGCGCCAAAGGGACAAAAUAAAUCAUUUAUUUUUAAAGGCAAUAAAAUUAAUGACAAAAGUUUAUCUUACAAAUGUCGAAUAAUUGAUUCUAGGGAAAUUGAUAUUUGUAAAAAUUCGGAAGAUGAUUUAAAAUCAUCUUGUCAAAUUUGUCAGCCUUGUGGUUUAAAUUUUGCGGUCACAAAAUCAAGGGACAAUUGUUUAAAAAUGGAGACGACAAUUGCAGGAAAUGAUGAUUGCAAUAAAGAUAAUUCUAGGAAACAAAUUGGUCCCAUUCAGUCGAGUAGGGGAUCGAAGCAACCUUGUGGAAAAGCAGUGGUUUUAAAGGUUUCUGGCCUUUUAGAUGUUGGAGAUGGUAAUAAGCAACCGACGGUUACCGUUGCACCGGAAUGUGAUGCUGCGACGAAAAAUUGUGAUCCCGAUCACGAUAUAUUUAUAUUGAGAAUUGGUAAAAAAGGAUUGGUCGGUCCAAAUGAAAAAUCAGAUAUUCAACUUGAAAUGAAAACACCCAAGGGUCCAGAAAGAGGACCGCCAAUUAGACAUGAAACACGCGAGGCACAAACCGAGGAGGAGAAGAAGAAAGAAACAUCCGGUGGAAAAAAAUCAAAAGCUUCAAAAAAAAAGAAAAAGAAGAAAUAGUCAAU